Molecule: messenger RNA, 1644 nt
Organism: Torulaspora globosa
Lineage: Eukaryota; Fungi; Ascomycota; Saccharomycetes; Saccharomycetales; Saccharomycetaceae
Gene: SKN7
Product: kinase-regulated stress-responsive transcription factor SKN7
Exons: 1
Coding region: 1-1644 (547 amino acids)
Biological process (GO): phosphorelay signal transduction system; regulation of DNA-templated transcription
Molecular function (GO): sequence-specific DNA binding; DNA-binding transcription factor activity; phosphorelay response regulator activity
Source: RefSeq, a predicted model, not a curated record
AUGCAUGGCAAGACUAUAAAAAUGAACAGCAGUAAGAGCAACGGUACGGACAUCAGCCGAACUAGCACCAGUACUUCGAUUCCAACCAGUGCCGCUGGCACAAAAGCGACCUCAAACGAUUUUGUGCGAAAGCUCUUUGGGAUAUUGGAGAGAGGGGAAUAUCCAGACAUCGUCCGUUGGACAGAGAGUGGCGAUAGCUUUGUAGUGCUGGAUACGGGCAAAUUCACGACACAAAUUUUACCUAAUCAUUUCAAGCACUCCAACUUUGCCAGUUUUGUUCGUCAGUUGAACAAGUACGACUUCCAUAAGGUCAAGAAGACGCCCGAGGAGCGACAGACAUCUCAGUAUGGAGAACUCAGCUGGGAGUUCAAACAUCCGUUCUUCAGCCGUCAUAACGAGGAGGCUUUAGACAAUAUCAAGAGGAAGACAACGGUUCAAAAGAAGAUAUUGCUGGACGAGAACGCCGUUGUGCUGCAGUCAAACGAUCAACAAGGCCUACAGGAUAAAUCAGCGAUUAGCUUAAUCUUGUCUAAUACAGUGGCGAAGGAGAAGUUCAACUCGCUGAAAAGGAAGGUUGACCGUUUGCAGAAAGACCUUGAUUUUGCCAAGGAGGAAAAGUAUGCUGCAAAGCUGGAGUUUCAAAAGCUCAAUGCCAAGUAUAACACGAUUGUGGAAAGUCUUCUAACUUUUAAGAGCGUCAACGACAGCUUGGUGAACAAUUUCAAUCAGCUCUGCUCAAUGUUAUCCGGUCGGGGGUUUGAUCUGCCACAGAAUUUUUACAAUCAAAUUGAUGUCGGUGACAAUAUGAACAAGACUGUUAACAUCAGCCAAAAGCUAGCAAAACCAUAUGAGCUGAGUAGUGCGAGCGCGAUGGUUCCUGGAACACUACGAGACACUCCUGAUGCAGAAGCCACUGAUUUAUCACUCCCGCUGCAAGAUGUCACCACUGGGAAGCCUGUUACAGAGCUUGAACCGGGCGAUCAAUCUGCCUUGACGGAUGGUUUUCAUGUGCUACUUGUUGAGGAUGACGCAGUCUGUAUACAGCUUUGCUCCAAAUUUCUACGAAAAUACGGAUGUACAGUAGAAGUGGUAACGGAUGGGCUGUCGGCGAUAUCUACUCUCGAGAAAUUUAGGUACGAUCUGGUCUUGAUGGAUAUCGUUAUGCCCAAUUUAGAUGGGGCUACGGCAACUUCAAUAGUCCGAAGCUUCGACAAUCACACUCCCAUCAUCGCUAUGACAGGUAAUAUUGAAGAUCAGGACCUAAUAACGUAUUUGCAACAUGGCAUGAAUGACAUAUUAGCUAAGCCUUUCACGAAAGAUGACUUGCAUUCCAUGCUUAUUCGUUACCUAAGAGACAGAGUGCCGCUAUCCAAACAACAACAGGAAAAGGAACGAACAGUGAGUCAAAUGCAAGCUCAAGCACAUACGCAGCCACCGUCGCAAGAACAUUCAGAGUCACAGUCGCAAAGCCAAACACGAUCGCAAUCACAAUCUCUGGCUCAAGCGAGGCCGCCACUUCAAAGCCAUCACGCGAUUCAGUCAAUAUCUGGCAGUGUGUCGCAACCGCCGUCAUCAUCUGUUUCAGAAGGAGAUGUGAAGAGCUUGAUAGAGGACGAACCUUUGUUGAAGAAACAGCGGGUAUAG